Molecule: messenger RNA, 2732 nt
Organism: Agrilus planipennis (emerald ash borer)
Lineage: Eukaryota; Metazoa; Arthropoda; Insecta; Coleoptera; Buprestidae
Product: unc-112-related protein
Exons: 8
Coding region: 155-2059 (634 amino acids)
Biological process (GO): cell-matrix adhesion; integrin-mediated signaling pathway
Cellular component (GO): cell-substrate junction
Molecular function (GO): integrin binding
Source: RefSeq, a predicted model, not a curated record
UACAUGUAAAUACACUGAUCGUGUAAUACACCUUUAUAAAUAGAUGACGUAAGUGUUGUAAUAUGCUAUAAUUUUGCAUUUUUGGUACUGUCGAACAGAUGUGUAAAAUUCACAUUUAAAAUUUCGUUGAAAAAAGUAAAGAAACAUAAACAAGAUGCUAUCAAACGGGCAAAUAAUCGGUGAUGGAUCUUGGACUUUACGAGUGUACGUUACGGAUUUACAAACUGAGAGGAGUCUUCGAGUUCGAGGUGAUUUGCACAUUGGGGGUGUAAUGUUGAAACUUGUAGAGGAACUAGAAAUUUCAAUGGAUUGGUCAGAUCAUGCACUUUGGUGGCCUCAACGAAAUAUUUGGUUGACUCGUACAAAAUCUACACUUGAUCAGUGUGGAGUACAUGGAGAUGCUUUAUUGUAUUUUACUCCUAUGCACAAAAAUUUAAAAGUGCAAUUGCCAGACUUAAGAUACUUAGAUAUGAGAGUAGAUUUUUCUGUUAAAACGUUUUCAGCUGUUGUUGCUGUUUGUAAAGAUUUGGGAAUAAGACAUCCAGAAGAACUAUCAUUUUGUAAACCUUUGGAAGUUAAUCAUUUGAAAUAUAAUUAUAAAGAUUUACCUAAGAAGAAAUUGGAGCAAAAUUCUAGUCAUAAAAAUGGUCAACCUCACUUACCAGCUGACACCAACACUUUUAUAGCAAACACAAGCCCUGCUGGUAGCACAGGCAGUUUGGAUAAAACAGCUUUUCUUUGUGCUCCAGUAACACCUCAAAAACCACCAUUAAAUUCACCAAUAAGCACCCCAUUGAGUAACAUAAAUACUUGGAGUAAGGAUAAUUAUGAUUCUAACAAUGGAUACUCACCAACCAUUCUCAAUGGAGAGCAACUUAAUACUAGUUAUGAUCAAACAUUGGCACAUAGUCCAGCUGCAAGUCCAGAAGCAAAAAGCCGCCUUGUCAGACCAAAAAGUUUCAUUGAAAGAGCAAGAAUGAACUUACAAAUUAGUUUACAAGGCAUUGAGCCACAGCACAUUUCAGAAAAUGGAAAUUUUCAAUCUGGUAAUGAAGACGAUAUCGAUGCAGCUCUUUCAGAUUUGCAAAACACAUUAGAAGGUGCUAAUAUAUCCUUUCAAAAUGACAUAACACAAGUGCCUGAACUGUGUGAUGAACUCAGAUUUUUGAAGCCUAAAAGGUACACCUUGAAAGCCUUUAAGAAGUAUUGGUUUACUUGUAAAGAUCUGCAUCUAUACUUGUACAAAAGUAAGGAAGAAAUGAUACAUCAUGGUGUGCCGGCUCAUUCUAUUAAUCUGAAAGGCUGUGAAGCAACUCCUGAUGUAAAUAUCGGUCAAAAUAAAUUUGGCAUAAAACUGGAAGUGCCUAGUUCAGAAGGAAUGUGUGAAAUAUACAUUCGAUGUGACGAUGAACAUCAGUAUGCUAAGUGGAUGGCUGCUUGCAGAUUAGCAUCUAAAGGAAGAUCAUUGGCUGAUAGUUCUUAUAAUUCGGAAGUAAAAACCAUACUUGACUUUCUACAAAUGCAAAAACCAACCAACAGUCCUACAGUUGACCCAAACAGUUAUAAUAUUCAACCAGAAGAUUUUGUUGCUCCUAGGUUUCUGAGAAAGUUAAAAGGAAAGCUAGUUCAUAAGAUAUUAGAAGCUCAUGCAAAUGUGAAACAUCUGCCUUUAAUAGAAGCAAAACUAAAUUAUAUAAAAGCUUGGCAAUCAUUACCGGAAUAUGGUGUUACACUGUUUGUUGUAAGAUUUAUGGGAUGCAAAAAAGAUGAACUCUUAGGGGUCGCUCACAAUCGUCUCAUGAAACUGGAUAUUAAUAAUGGAGAUCACCUUAAAACUUGGAGAUUUAAUAAUAUGAAGGCGUGGAAUGUAAAUUGGGAAGUAAAACAUAUGAUGGUUCAAUUUGAAGAAGAAAAUAUCAUAUUCAGUUGUUUAUCAGCGGAUUGCAAGGUUGUUCAUGAAUUCAUUGGUGGAUACAUAUUUCUAUCAAUGAGAUCAAAAGAAGCAAAUCAAGCGCUGAACGAGGAACUUUUCCAUAAACUCACCGGAGGGUGGGUGUAAUUGACUAAAACUUGAAAAGUUGUAUGGCAAAAUACGUGCCUCUUGAAAAUCAAAUUAAAAUCGAAAAAUGUGGGCAAUCCUGACAGAUUGUUUUUGGCAUGUGAACUAUAUCGCCUUUAUAGUUCGUUUAAUAAAAGAUACUCUGUUUAUUUUACUAACUUCAAGAUAAAAGUACAAUAAGAUAAUUGAAUUAUUUAUUUAAAUAACACAAGAUGAAUGAUAUUUUUAAUAACAAAUAAACAAUUAUAGAAUGUGCUUUGUAAAAUUUACUUUGUUAUUUACAGAAUUUACAUAGCGCUAAAUUAUAUUUAUUUGAUUCUGUAACUAAUUGUGUGUAAGGGGGGCAUUCAUUAAUGACGUGAGCUUAAAAUGAUGGGUCUAGCAAAAACUUAUCAAAUCUCAUUUAAAGGAGGCGGAGAUCAUUGAAAAUCUCAGGUCAACAUUUUAAUUCAAAGAUCAUUAUAUACAGAUAGUAAAAAACGUUUAUUAAAUUCAUGUUCCCUUUUUUGCACGGAUAAAUUUAACGUGAGGGGUAGAAAAUAAAAACACCUCACUUGAUUAAUGAACGUCUCCUAAUAUCACGUAAAACAUAAUUUGUUUUUAAUACUAAUAUCUGUCCUAAAUGUAAUUUUUUUAUAAUACAUUAACUAAAUAGUAUUGUAAUUUAAAUUGU